Labrus mixtus (cuckoo wrasse) is the source of this 2719-nucleotide messenger RNA. It is a transcript of the gene nocta, whose product is annotated as nocturnin a. The record is from RefSeq and is a predicted model, not a curated record. NCBI's taxonomy places the organism in Eukaryota, Metazoa, Chordata, Actinopteri, Labriformes, Labridae. Bases 190 to 1560 code for a protein of 456 amino acids. Gene Ontology annotation, molecular function: poly(A)-specific ribonuclease activity. The transcript is spliced from 3 exons. Gene Ontology annotation, biological process: circadian rhythm.
AGAAAAAUGAUGUAACUUUUACCGGCAUUCAGUGACAGUUACCUUCACAUAGCGUACAAAGAAAAACGGCAGUCUGUCCGGUCAGAACUUUCUCUACCGCUCGGUUCAGUCAAUGGCUCGGUGUCGUUAGUGUCGGUGAAAGCGCUAAUUUACAGCCGUUUCUCCGUUUAUUUUCAGUACAGGAAAAGCAUGAAUCCGGCUCGGUGCUGCUCGGUGUUUUUCGGCCAGCUGCGUGUGUCGUCGCGGGGUGGACAGGUAGCGAGGAGACCGUUUCCCCCGGGAGGAGUGUCAUCCCCGGCGGGGACACGGUGCUGUCACCCCGGUGUAGCAGCAGGAGGAGGAGGAGGAGGAGGAGGGGGAGUCAAUGGGACCAGUCCACAGAUGAAGCCGAGCGGGGUAUCCAACACUGCGACAACACCAGUUUGUCCAAUGGGCAGCAGCAGCAGCAGGUUGUUUGGCACAUUAGCCCAGUCACUGAACAGCCCCCCCCUGGCCCAACCAGACCUGUACCCAGACGAGGACCUGGACCAGGGCCUGGCUGAGAUCGACCCUGACCAGCUGCUCAGGGAGUGCGAGGAGGCCCUGCAGAGUCGUCCGGCCCGUCCUCACAGAGACCUGGUCUUACCAAGUGGCUUGGUGCCCUGCCGCCAAAAGCACAACCCCUCCAUACGGAUCAUGCAGUGGAAUAUACUUGCACAAGCUCUGGGCGAGGGGAAGGACGGGUUUGUCCGCUGUCCACUGGACGCUCUCAAUUGGCAGGAGAGGAAAUACCUGAUCCUGGAGGAGAUUCUCACCUACCACCCUGACAUCCUGUGCCUCCAGGAAGUAGACCACUACUAUGACACUUUCCAGCCAAUCCUGGCCAGCCUGGGUUACCAAGGCACCUUCCUAGCCAAACCGUGGUCUCCCUGUCUGGACGUAGAGCAGAAUAACGGUCCCGACGGCUGCGCUCUGUUUUACCGCCGUUCGCGCUUCUCCUUGCAGUCCACAGCUCACCUGCGGCUGUCGGCCAUGAUGCUGCCCACCAACCAGGUAGCCAUCGUUCAGACGCUGUGCUGCCGUCUAACGGGUCAGCGUCUGUGCGUGGCCGUCACACACCUGAAAGCCCGUAGCGGCUGGGAGAGGCUGCGUAGUGCGCAGGGUGCCGACCUCCUGCAGAGUUUACGCAGCAUCACGUCCCACUGUGGCAGCCGCGGCGAUAGCGAGGGCGCUGUCCCUCUGGUGGUGUGCGGGGACUUUAACGCUGAGCCCUCUGAAGACGUUUACAGACGCUUUAGCUCCUCCCCUCUCGGCCUAAACUCGGCAUACAAGCUGCUGAGCUCCGAUGGACAGACAGAGCCCGCUUACACCACGUGGAAGAUCCGCCCCUCAGGAGAGAGCUGCAGCACUCUGGACUACAUCUGGUACUCCCGUGAUGCUUUAAGUGUGGAGUGCCUGUUGAACAUUCCCUCGGAGGAGCAGAUCGGCCCAGACCGCCUACCCUCCUAUCACUACCCCUCUGACCAUUUAUCGCUGCUGUGUGACAUCAGCUUCAGGGAGGAGCCUCAUAGAUUGAUGUAGGCGGCCAAUCACAGUGGCCCUGGACCAAAAGGAGGACUGAGUGAGAAAAACUGAACCUUUGCUGCGAACCAGAGGAGCAACCUGACCAUGACAUCAUCACCUGGUUUCUGUCAGACAGCAAAAAGAGGGCGGAGUCAUAGGGGAGGGAAUAAACCUGAUUGGAGUUUUAAUUAUCAGCAUCAUGAGACUGACGUGAACCCUCAAGCUGUGUUCAGACCAAAAGUGAAAUGUAACUUUCAAACGAUAAAUAAACACAUGAAGUCAACUCAAAGAUGAAAGUAGCAGCAGGCAUCUCAAAAACACAAAUUAAAAAAAAAAUCACAGUACUGAUCCUAGCGAACAGGUCUUUAAACUGGGACCUGGUACUGAUCCUAGCUAACAGGUCAUUAAACUGGGACCUGGUACUGAUCCUAGCUAACAGGUCUUUAAACUGGGACCUGGUACUGAUCCUAGCUAACAGGUCAUUAAACUGGGACCUGGUACUGAUCCUAGCUAACAGGUCUUUAAACUGGGACCUGGUACUGAUCCUAGCUAACAGGUCUUUAAACUGGGACCUGGUCCUGAUCCUAGCGAACAGGUCUUUAAACUGGGACCUGGUACUGAUCCUAGCUAACAGGUCUUUAAACUGGGACCUGGUACUGAUCCUAGCUAACAGGUCUUUAAACUGGGACCUGGUCCUGAUCCUAGCCUACAUGUUGAAAACGUUUGGCCUGAACACAGCUCCACAAACCUGUGUCACCUGAAAUGAGACACUGUGAUGUCACUCUUGCCGACCUCUUUGAUCCUCGGACUUGUUUAGAAGUGGGCGGGGUUAGGAGUCACACUGGAGCCCGUCAGCCUCCUUUGUGUUUUAAAACCAAACGUCAUGUUUCAUUUCCUGUACUUCCGCUGAGAAGGCAGCUAAGAAGUUCAUCUGCAGUUAUUUAUUGUUUUUAAAAAUGCACAUUAGACUUUUGUUACUUAAUUUUAUUAAUUUAAUGUUUUAACUUUCCAUCGGUUGUUUAUUUUAUCACCAGAGUGUUUUAAAUCUUAUUUUCUUUAAUUGAUGGUUCUUCUGAAUGACGACGUCAAUCAUGAACAUGUUGCUGCUUUGACUUCCUUGAACACGGGGAGGGGAGAUGUUGAUAUAUAUGAAAUAAAGUUAUUAUUUUAAUCCUAA